Messenger RNA from Cyclopterus lumpus (lumpfish), 1335 nucleotides. Its product is annotated as C-type lectin domain family 18 member A-like. Lineage: Eukaryota; Metazoa; Chordata; Actinopteri; Perciformes; Cyclopteridae. The coding region runs from base 1 to 1335 and encodes 444 amino acids. The record is from RefSeq and is a predicted model, not a curated record. The transcript has 12 exons.
AUGGGGUCCGGAACCGCGUCCCGGUGUUGGGAUCUGUUUGUUGUUUUGUCUCUGCUGCCGCCGUUUAUCGACGCCAACCGGGCUGUCACAGACACACCGGAGCUCCAGAGGUCCACCAUCACCGGGCUCGGGAUGAAGGAGCACUCGCAGAUUGUUGCCCAGCACAAUAGACUGCGCAGCCGGGUCGAACCCUUGGCAGCUAACAUGCAAAAAAUGGAGUGGAAUGAGAAGUUGGCCUUACUUGCAAAGAAGAGGGCAGCAUCGUGUCACACAGACCCCCCUCCUCCACACGCCUCAUCGUUCAGCCAUGUUGGGUGGAACACACGUCUCUCUGCUGAUGAUGUCACCUCAUUUUCUGACGCCAUUCACUCUUGGUUUGAGGAGGGGAAAGAUUUUCUCUACAUGAGUAGGCAAUGUAGGGCGAAUGCCACCUGUCAACACUAUACACAGUUGGUGUGGGCCACUUCAAGUAACGUGGGCUGUGCCAGCCAGCUGUGUCUGAGGGAAGGAGAUAUAUCGGAGAUGUUUGUCUGUGCAUAUUACCCUGGGGGUAACUGGGAGGUGAAUGGUCAGCUGGUGACGCCCUAUAAGACGGGGCUGUACUGCUCUCUCUGCACCUCUGUUAUGUCUGGCUGCUUUAGACUCUGGGACCAUGGAGGUGGAUUAUGUGAAAUUCCACGGAAUCCGUGUAGAAUGAGCUGCGGUCAACACGGCCAUCUUAACAUCUCAUCCUGCAAGUGCAUGUGUGACCCAGGCUUCACCGGACGCUUCUGCCAGGUCCUGUGCAGUGUGCAGUGUUUACACGGUCGGUUCAAAGAAGAAGAAUGCUCUUGUUUGUGUGAUGUUGGCUAUGGUGGUGCUGAGUGUGCAGAGAAAGUGCAGUUUCCGUUCCACAGCUGUGAUGUGAUGAUAGAUGGUGAUUGCUUCACGGUGUCUUCAGAUACUGACACCUACUAUGGAGCAAGGAGUCACUGUCAGGAACGACGAGGUAUUCUAGUACCGAUCCACAAUCAGAAGGUUCAGGACAUCCUGGCGUUUUACCUCAGCCAGCUGGAGACGAGCAACGAGGUCACCAACACAGACUUUGAGACACGAAACUUCUGGAUUGGUUUGACAUAUAAGCCUCUGAGAGACUCAUUUCGCUGGGACACAGGAGAGAGCCCUAGAUUCAGCAGCUUUGCCUUUGGGCAACCUGACAACCAAGGCUUUGGAAACUGUGUGGAGCUGCAGGCAUCAAGCGCCUUUAACUGGAACGACCAGCGAUGUAAAACGCAGAACCGAUACAUUUGCCUUCAUGCUGCAAAGCGCAUUGCCCAAUGGGAGGACGGCAGUUGA